Molecule: messenger RNA, 1362 nt
Organism: Brettanomyces nanus
Lineage: Eukaryota; Fungi; Ascomycota; Pichiomycetes; Pichiales; Pichiaceae
Exons: 1
Coding region: 1-1362 (453 amino acids)
Biological process (GO): NAD+ metabolic process; L-tryptophan catabolic process; quinolinate biosynthetic process
Cellular component (GO): mitochondrial outer membrane
Molecular function (GO): NAD(P)H oxidase H2O2-forming activity; FAD binding; kynurenine 3-monooxygenase activity
Source: RefSeq, a predicted model, not a curated record
AUGGCCUCUGUUGCUAUCAUUGGUGCUGGGCCCGUUGGAUGCUUAGCCGGACUCGGGUUUGCUCAUAAAGGAUAUAAGGUCACUCUCUAUGACUCGAGACCUGACCCUAGAAUCAUCGAGGAUCAGAGUUUGAGGUCGAUUAAUUUGGCCGUUAGUGAUCGUGGCAUUAAUGCGAUGAAAUAUAUUGAUUCUGAGAUGACUGGAAGGGUUCUCGAAGGAAUCAUACCCAUGUAUGGUCGAAUGAUUCAUCAUCUGGAUGGAGGUCAAGAAUCCCAGAAAUAUGGAUUGUUCGGCGAACAUAUCAAUUCCAUAGAUAGGGAUAAAUUGAAUCAAUGCUUGAUUACCGAACUUGAAAGGUUCAAUAACUUGAAUCCUGAUAACAAGGUAGAGUUUAAGUUCCAAUGUAAGUUCACUACAAUGCACGUAGAGGAGGAUGCAGAUAAUGUCGUCAUCGAGUAUUAUGAUCUCCUGAAGAAGAAGCAAACCGGUAUUUACGAUUUUGUUGUUGGUGCUGAUGGUUGCUAUUCACGUGUGAGAAGUACCCUAAUGAAAUAUAUCCGUAUGAAUUAUCGGCAGGUGUACAUUGACAUGUGUUACUUGGAGUUGACUAUUCCUCCGGGACCUGAAGGCUCUUUCCGAAUCGAUGCAAACCAUCUUCAUAUCUGGCCCAGAAGGGAUUUUAUGUUGAUCGCUUUACCUAACGGUGAUGGCUCGUUCACUUGCACUUUCUUUGGUCCUUGGAAACUUACCGAGUCCUUGAACACCAAGGAAUUGGUAGAAGAUUUCUUCAAGAAGCACUUUUCAGACGCCAUCAAUCUUAUUGGUUUAGGCAAGAUUGUAAUCGCCUUUUUGAACCAUCCUAAAAGUGCGCUUAUGCAUGUCACGUGUAGCAGCUAUCACUAUAACGAUAAGUGUAUUCUUAUUGGUGAUUCUGCCCAUUCCAUGGUUCCAUUUUAUGGUCAGGGUAUGAAUUGUGGUUUUGAAGACGUGAGAGUGCUCUUGGAAUUGUUGAAUAAGCAUGAUCAAAGCAGAAAAGCUGCGUUUGACGAAUACAGCGCCUCUAGACAUAAGGAUUUGGUCUCAAUUUUAAGAUUGGCACUAGAUAAUUAUUAUGAGAUGUCUACGAAGGUCCAGUCUCCUCGUUACCUUUUUAGAAAGAAAUUAGAUAACAUCUUGGGACGUUUUUUCCCAGAUCAUUGGAUUCCUCUUUACAGUAUGGUUGCUUUUAGGGCUGACAUUCCAUACUCUGAGUGUAUUCGGGUUGAGAAUAGACAGAAAAAACUAGUCAAGAUUCUUGAGAGCACAGUUUUGACAAGCGGAUUGGCCUUAUUGGUGGUUUAUCUUUCGAAGAAAUCAAAUUGA